Chelonia mydas (Green sea turtle) is the source of this 5253-nucleotide messenger RNA. Its product is annotated as butyrophilin subfamily 3 member A1. Bases 196 to 2247 code for a protein of 683 amino acids. Gene Ontology annotation, molecular function: protein binding. The record is from RefSeq and is a predicted model, not a curated record. NCBI's taxonomy places the organism in Eukaryota, Metazoa, Chordata, Testudines, Cheloniidae. The transcript has 11 exons.
GUUCAGUGUAUUCAAAGUGUGCAAUCCAUUCCCCGCAGGCACGCUGUCAAAUCCCAUUUUAAAGCCUUGGUUUUAUUAACACUGGAGCCCCCGCAUCUGGCACUGAGGGAUGGAGAACCUUCCAGAUUGUGGUCCAGUUUAAUUUUCUGAAAAAAGAUCAGCUCCGUGACUCUUCCCACAUGAGCUACCAGAGGCAUGGAGCUACGGGGACAGCUCUCCAGCUGCUUGUUCUGUGCCACACUCCUAGCAGCGAUUCCCUUUUCAGAGAGUUUUGAAGUCAGCUCAUCCCCAACUGUCACUGGCAUUGUCGGCCAGGAUGUGGUCUUACCCUGCCAGAUCUCCACUGGGACACAGCCAAACAAUAUGGAAGUGCAGUGGAAGAAAAUCAUCCAGGUACUUAUAGAGACUGUCCAUGAAUACAGAGGCCAGCCAGGCCAGGAUGUGCCAGGGCCGAACUACCAGGGCCGGACCAUGCUGUUGAAGGAUGGAUUCACCUCUGGGUCUGUGUCUUUAAAGCUGAAGAACGUCCGACCAGCCGAUGGGGGAACUUACAGCUGCAUUGUGAAGUCUAAUGAGUGGAGCGCUGAUGCUGCAACUGAGCUUAAAAUUGCAGCUGUUGCUUCCGUGUCCAUCGACGUGCUGGGUCCCCAGGACCAGGGGAUUGAACUAGCCUGCAGGUCAACAGGGUGGUUCCCUAGCCCUGAACUCCACUGGGUUACAAAGAAUGGGCAGGAUCUGCAGCCUGUGACCAAAACAGAGCAGGAUCAUGAACUUCUGUUCAGUAUUCUGAGUCACGUCACCGUCCUGGGAGAGGAAACUGGAGAAAUCAGCUGUGUUAUCCAGAACAGCCUACUGAAAACAGAACAGAAAUCUGUCAUUCUCCUCUCAGGUGAUAUUUUCCCUCAUGUUUCUCCAUGGCUGGCUGCAUUCUGGCUGUUAUUUACUUUCAAUCUUCUUGCGAUUGGUGCCUGUGCCUUUUUCGGAUAUAAAGUCAAGCAGAAGAGGUCUAAGAAAAAAACAUCAAAAGAAGAGACUUUAUUCCUAAUGGACACUGAGAGGAAGGCAUUGGAAUCAGAGUGUCAGGAGCUGAAGGAACGACUUGGCAGAGCAGUCACAGAACUAGAUUUCAGGAGGGCUCGGAGCUACAUGGUUCCUGUCACCCUGGAUACACAUUGCAAACAUCCUGAACUCACCGUGUCUGAAGAUGGCAGAAGAGUCCAGCAUGACCCCCCAUCCCCAGGGCUGGCUGCCCCCUCUGGGUCCCUGCUUGCUGUGGGGAGGGAGGGGUUUGUGGCCAGGAGAAAUCGUGGUGGGGAGGGCGAGGUUUGCAGGUGGUACUGGGAGGUGGAGGUUGGGGACAGCCUGGACUGGGAGCUGGGGGUGCUGAGUGAGUCUGUGAGGGACACAGUGAGACAGGAGAAGCUGGAGAGACCCCCUGAGGGGGAGUGCUGGGUUCUGAGGAGAUCUGAGGGGCAGUAUCACCCCAGGGAGGCAGACACUGUGAUCCAGGGCUGGGGUGUGAAGCCAAAAGUGGUUGGAGUAUAUCUGAAUCUAGGAGUGGGGAGUCUCUCGUUUUAUAGUGUCAGUGGAAUGGCCUUUAUCGUGGAGAUUCCUGUUGAAUGUUCUCAGAGAUUGUUCCCAUUCCUCAGCCCUGGUUACUCUGCAGGGAGGGACAAGGGGGAAUCCCUCAGCAUCUGCCCCCCCAGUGACUGGGAUUUAUUGCAGAAAUUAGGGAAUAGUCAGGGAGACACCACAGCCCCUGCACAGUCUCCUGCCCCCAAAGAUGGGGAAGGAGCUGGAAACAAUACACGUUCAUCUGCAUCAGGAGAAACAUCCCCAGCCUCUGGAGAUUCCCCUGCCCCUGGAGAUGGGGAUGAGAAAGAAAUCAGCACUGUGUCACUUGUGAGAGAAAAUACUCCAAAGCUCCAGCCCAUCAAUCAGUUCCCAAAGAGGAAAGAAGAUAAAACAGAUCAAGAACAUACACAUCUAGAAACACACUCAAAAGCAGAAGGGGGAAAAGAAAAGCCAAAAGCCAGAGGUCAAAAAUUCCACCUGAAAGAUUUUUUCCGAGUGGGCAAAGACUUGAAUCCAGAGGUGAUCUGUGUCACCGACUCACUUGUUCCAGGGAUUCCAGGGCCAGGAAAUAUGAUGGGGGAAUCAGACCCAACCACUGAAACCUUGGGAAGAACUUUGCCUGAAAGAAAAAGUGGGGAAAUAGAAACAUUUAAGGACUUUUCUCCCCCCUGAACUCAAAUGGAAACUACAACAAUUAGUGCUGUUUUAAAACUCAAACAAGAAUGUUGUAAUUGGAGGGAACUACAUCAAUGCUACUGUUAACUUUCGGAAUUUAAAUACACAGAAGUUAGGGAAGGGAAGUUUUUUCCAUUAACAUUAACAUAUUGCAGACAUACAUACUCUGAUCCUGCCUGUGUUAGUGGAUCACAGAAUGAGGCACUCUGUAUAUAGGACCAAAUUUUGAUAUCCUUACUCAUGUGGAGUAACCUCUUAGUUCCAUUAACUUCAGUGAGACUAAUCCUAGGGUAAGGUACCAUGCAGCAUGAACAGAGGCAUCAGACUCAGGCCAGUAAUAAAUAGUGUGUGCAGUAUGGAUGAGUUACUGUUACUCUGAGAACUUUACCUUUUGCACUUCCUGACUUUUGGUCUAUUUACAUACUCAGUAAAUAGGGCCAAUAUUUUUCAGAGAGGGAGAAAAGGUGCAAGGACCACUGCUGCACAUGCUGUUGAGGUGAGCCAAUGCUUGUUUGGUUACUUAGACACCUUAAAUAGGUAAAUGUAUGUGCAAAUGGCUAAUUUACACUUGCAGUUGUGGUAACUGUAUCUGCAAAUGUUAGUGUACAAAGGCACAUCCAUAUUUUACAGGGAAAGUGGGCCUCUACAUUGGGACUCUUAGCCCAUGUCUACACUACCAGCUAAAUCAGCACUGCUCCGAUCGAUGCAGCAGUGUCGAUUUAGCAGGUCUGGUGAAGACACACUAAGUCAAUAGGAGAGCACUCUCCCAUUGGCGUCUGUACUCUACUUCCCAGAGAGGUGGAAGUUAGCGUCUCCAGUCAACAUAGUGUGGUAUAGACAUCCCGUAAGUCGACUUAAGUUAUGUCGACUUCAGUUACAGAACUCUUGAGUAACAGUAACUCAUCUGGACUGCACACACUGUUUAUUACUGGCCUGAGUCUGAUGCUGAAUGGUACCUUACCCCAAAGUUACAUAAAUGAAGUAGCGUAACUUAGAUCGACUUACAGCGUUAGUGCAGACCAGCCCUCAGUGUUAGCACACCUAACUUUUAAGUACCUAGAAAAUCACUGGGAGUCACAAAGCCUGAAUUUGGUGCCCAGGUUCCCUGUACAAUGCAUGGGAUGAGAUAAGCACCUAAAAAAGGAAUGAACAAAAGCCAGCACACUAGGCAGGAAGCCUCCUAAAUUAGGUAGUUGGAGUAAGGUUGCCAUACAUCCAGGUUUUCCCAGAUGUUGACUCUUUUUUGAGCCUUUAUCCUGUGUCUGGGCGGAUUUUUCAAAUAACAAGCAAUGUCCGGGAUUUUUGCAGAGCAGUCGUUGCAGCUCAGAAAGAGUAGUGAUUGGUCCACUUCCUGAUUGGUCCCUCCCCUGCAUCUGCAGCUGAUUGGUCCAUUUCCCAGCAAGCCACAGCUACCAGAUCCCACCCACCCAGGCCCCCAAUCCCAGCCCUGGGGAAGGGGUCCCACAGGGAGGUGCUGACUGAUGGAUGGAGCUGCAUCCUGGCCUUGUGCCAGCUCCCCUGCCACCAUGACAGGGAGCAACACUGCCCUCCAACUCCAGUAAAUACCCCUGCCACAGGUACCUCCUCCAGCUCCCACAACUGUACCCCCCCUUUGGCUCUCCCUUCCCCCUCUCAGUGUCCUCUUUUUGGGAACCUGAAAUAUGGUAACCUUAAAUUGAAGAUGCUGAGCUGAGGGUUGUAUGCUAAGCUUGCCCCUCCCCUUCAGGCAGUUCCGCACCUAAGUCUGGCCUGGAAGGAGGCCUGAGCUCUGCUUGCCCUUCUCAGGUGAGAAUCCUCUCCUGGAAUUAGGCAUCUAAGGCAUUUCUUCUUUGUGCUGGAGGAGGCCUUCCCUCAUAACUGUUAGCCUAGUGGUUAGGGUACUCACCUGGGAUGUGGCAGACCCAAGUUCAGUUCCCGCAGUCCCUGAUGACGAGAAGGGCUUUGAACAAGUAUGCCCUUAUCACUGAGCUACAGGAUAUUCUCAGUGGCUUGCUCCUCAGCCUCUCCUAUUGAAGUUGUUCCAGUGAGAGUGCAAGCAUGAGAAUGACUCUCUAACCUGGUGGUUAGAGCACUCACCUGGCAGACCAAGGAUCUUGUUCCAAUGACUCCUUAAUGAUUUAGUUGGAACAGCUUCAACAGGAAAGAUUAAAAGAAAACAGAAAGUCUCAUAGUCCACCGACUAGGGCAUGCACCUGAGAAGGGGUAGAGUCCAGUUCAAAUCCUUUUUUCCUUAUCAGGCAGAGGGAGGACUUAAACCAGGUAUCUCCCACACCCAAAGUCAGUAUCCAAACCACUGGGCUAAGAAUUAUAAGGGAGUGGCUCCUCCUCCUCUCCCUUAUACUUUAUGUGGAGUUAGGUGGCCUCGGAGCAUGCCCACCGGAUCAGGCCCACAAGCAAGUUAGGUGGAGGAAAGUCUGUCUUUCCCUGAUUUGUACAUCACUCUGGGGCUUGGGCGUCCACUUGCCCAGAGGCAGGAACAUAGGCACGGAGGCAACCUUUACUUCAAAAAUGUAGGUGCUGUGUGAGUUUAGGCACCUAUAUGGUUUGGGGACAGCUGAGCGGGGGCUUUUGUAAAUUCCAGUGGGGCCUGAUUCUGGGAUUUAGAUGCCUAAAGUGUCAGUUAAGUAUCUAACUUUGUGAAUAUAGCCCUAGGGGAGUUAGGAGCCAUUUCCAAAAGGUGCCCUAGGCACAAAAGGCCAUAUUUUAAAAGAUAUUCAGACACCUAAAGACACAGGUACAUGGGAUUUUCAAAAGUACCUGACACUCAUUGAUUUCAGUGAGAGUUCUGCACCCAUAGCACUUCUCAAAAUCCUACUAGGUGCCUGUAACAGGCUCACCAUGCUGGAGGUGCCUCCUUGCCACAGUAAAAUCCAGCAUUGCAGUAACUCCCCCUGCCACCUCCCAAGGGCUCUGGUGGGCUGGUGUGGUAACUUAGUCCUCCAGCUGAGAUACACUCAGGUUUAUCCCCUCUUCCAGAGUAACCCAGUUCCAAACCCAAGAAUG